AUGACCUUCGAGACCCCAACGUCCAAGGUCGACAGGCAGGUGAAUUUCUACUUCUCUGAUGAGAAUUUGCGGCGGGACGUCUAUUUAAGAGGGCUUCUGAAAAGUCCUGAAGGUCUCCCUGUCACAACUUUACUCACUUUCCCACUACUACGUCGCCACCAAGCAGCUAAGGAUGAGGUCAUGCCCGCUUUAGAGAAGGUCUGUGCUACCUCUCAAUACGUUGAGCUCUCAUCCGAGGAGUUUGUCCGUCCCCGAGCAUCUGGUCUACCCCCAUUCAAGUGGCCCAACAGCCCCCGAGACGCCUGUGGUGGUGUUAUGCUCCUUUCCCCCAUCCCUACCUGCUCUCCUGGUUCAUCUUGGAUCGAUGACGUUUCCAAGACAGUGAAGACUGCCGUGGAGAAUACUGUUGGCCAUGAGGUCGAAUACGUGAUGCCUUAUUACCCUUCAGGGCGCUGCGCUAUACUAUUAAAGCCCUUCCCCUGCGAUAGAGCUAUUUGCAAAUCGUUCCGGGAGGUCGGUCCACUGGAUGACGGUUCUAUGUUGCCUAUUCAAAUCGCCUACUCUCACACUAGAAGGCAGUAUUUGAUGAUGAUGCCUUCCAACGUCCGAAAGGAAGGGCAAGUGCGGAAACGUGUGAAAGUAGACCGUCCGAAAAUGACGAAAUCGGCCAAGCGCAUACGGAUAAGGGAUACUCCCAAAAUUACUCAGUCGGAAGAACUCAGUCGAAAUGAGAGGUGGGCUCUCGAUGGCUACCUACAGUUCAACGACGAUCUUGAUGAUGUCGUGGAUACCAACAGUAACGAUGCGUUUAUUGAGAUUGGUAAGGUCAGUGAAGUCGUGAUUGGAGAUGAUGCCGACCGUCGGGUGGAUUCCGACUUGGUCGUAGAUGCUGACUGA
This is a messenger RNA of Perkinsus marinus ATCC 50983, 897 nucleotides long. RefSeq lists its product as hypothetical. The record is from RefSeq and is a predicted model, not a curated record. Bases 1 to 897 code for a protein of 298 amino acids. Lineage: Eukaryota; Perkinsozoa; Perkinsida; Perkinsidae. The transcript has 2 exons.